CGCCGUGAUCAGCACACAGCAACAAUCAGCUAGUCAAGUCUUGCUAUAUAUCUAYAUAUACGCCUCAAGACGAUAAAAYAGUUCACAGCAAAAGUCAGGUUAUCCAGUUAAUCAAGAGAUGACGCUUUGCAAGGCCUUGUGUGCCCUCAUAUUGGUCUUGYUUYUGAACAUCGGCUUGAAUGGCGCGUGGGCUCGCCCCGAUACACACAGCCCCAAGUUAGUUUCGUCCUCAAGGCAUGUCAUAAARCAUGAGUCUUCAAGCCAUUAUCCAUGGCUUCUUCCUUAUCAAGUCAAUCAUCGUCCAGAAAUUCUCAAUACCCUCACAAACCGUACGYUAUCCGUUGGUCACGGGGCUUCCUUUAAAUGCCGUGUAGCUGGGAACCCAAAACCCCGCAUCAAAUGGAAGAAAAAUGGAAUCACUAUCGACGAAAACAAAAGGAUCAAAGUACGAUUUUUCGAUUGGGGRUCACGCCUGCGCAUUAGAAACAUACAGMAGUCCGAUGCUGGGGUAUACAGGUGUAUAGCCAAAAACCCGCAUGGUAAUAGGGUUUCUUCCCCUGCUUACGUUAAGAUYAGAGAUAAUAAGAAAGGAAGGUGUGAGGUGUACACUGGAUCGCUAUGCAACACCAACCUGUUCCAUCUYUCAUACGGACAAAGUCAGMACAAAAUUGAAAAGUCGAUCUCAAAAACURUCAACUCACUCAAAGGCAUUGCUAGUCCAAAAUGCAUAAAACAGCUCASCCGAUAUUUAUGCCGCAAGAAUUACCCAUCAUGCACUUUGAACAGCAACAAUAAACCUCGAAAGGUGUGCCGGGAAGACUGCCAUGAACUGGAAAAAAGAGCGUGUCGUAAAGACAUUCCACGAUUUGGUCCAUUCUGGCGCAGGAUAGUCACGUGCGCGAAUUUGCCAUCGGUUGCCAGGCAACCUGAUUCCAACUGCCAGCAGGUUUUUGGCUAUAACAAACCUAUACACAAGAAGACCAUCUCUCCUAGUGUUAAACCACCACCAGACUAUACCCACCAUCAUCUAAGUAAUCAAUGUACAAGUUAUAAUGGUCAAUUCUGCAAGGAAUACAUUACUUCUGGUACAACAAUUGUCAUUCAUGGAAAUCAAACACAAAUUAAAGCUGAGAAGAGACUUGGUCGAUUGUUUCAUCGACUUCAGGGAUACAUAUCAAGCAACUGUGGGAUUUAUCUCAAGAAAGCAUUAUGUUACCACGUAUUUUCUCCCUGUUCUAAUGACCCCGUUCCAAAACCAAAGCAUAUUUGCAGACUUCAGUGUGAGAUACUUCAAGGGAGAGUGUGCUCAAAGGAAUUUCAACUCGCUAAAGUCAUAAAGGAAGACACGUUUGAUCUACCAAGGUGUUACACGCUUCCACCAAACCAAUAUAACAGCAAAAAACAACAAUGCAUCAGCCUUGGAAUCAAUGUAAAUGACCCAGCCAACAGCGAUUUAGACAGAUGUUCAGCGUUUCUGAAAAGAACAAAGAAAAAAGAUUUACACCAUUCUACUAUCAAGCCGUUAAGCACCAAAUACAAAUUAUGUYCAAAAGAACUGUUUGAUUCUCCUUUGAUGGCCAAACUACCAAAUGACAUCACAAAAUUAUUGCUAACUGUUCAAAGUAAAGUUUUCCAAAGCCAAAUUGUAGAAACAAAAAGAAAUGCCAAAACUGUUUAUUGCAUACCGCUCAAUACAACCCUUAAAUCUCUUACUUGGGACUGGAAACAUUAUCACAACACUUCACCACUACCUUACGUCCAAAUUCAACCGCGAAGCGUCAACAUUCCUGGGAUCGAGGUCACAAUUGAUCGUUUUUCAUCUGUUGAAACGAUUCUCGUUCCUUUUGGUACAGCGGAUUUAUACAAAGCGCAUGCGAAGAUUCACCUUGAAAACGUCACGUUCUUUUAUCGAUACCAUUCCCCUAAAGGAACGUUCAUGGCUAAAGGAAAAUACCGUCUCUGCGAGUCUGUUUUUGAUGUUGUCUUGGUUACUCUUCCUAAUGGUGCGAUGAGGAUCACGGGAAAUUCAAGCAUUCCAUUAGAUAUAAACACAGUCGAGAGAGUCUUUGGAUUGGCUAAGACAUCUUCAAGUAUCCAUGACGUCAUUCGACGGUCAGAGCUUCUAUUGAUGCGACUGGUUAACCCAUCUAUCGAGGUCUACAUCGAUAAGGAUCUUACUGUCAAGUUCAGUGGUCAGUCGUAUUUGGGAGCUGAAGGGCUUCCAACUUUCUUGGAAUUCCACUGUGGGAAGCUUUCAAACUCGGAUGUACUGGYGACAAGUCUGUCAACUCAAGGUCUUGCAUUUAACGAGGCGUUGAGGAUAUACGCUGGGGUUAACCUCCCAUCAUUUGAUUGGAUGAGGCAGAGCAGUAAUGAGUCAAAGGUUGGCGUCCUACUAUCAACAGCAAAUCUACAAGCCGAUUCUAACCUUCAAAUAAAAGGAGAACCACUGAACAGUAGCCUUGAAGGCUCCAUCCCUGCUGGACUCACAAUGGUGGCACAAACUCGAGUUCCAGCUCACUGUAAAGGGAAUCGAUUUUGUGAACUUGUGAAAGUGAUUUUUGGACAAGACAGUUUGUUCAAAGUGAAGAUCAUAUCAAAUGCAGAUCAAGUGUCGUUUGACAUUGGUUUCGACAAGGCAUCCCAUCAUGCUUUGAUCAAGUACAAGACAGUUAAACUCUCAAUGAACGUUGUCAAAGGGAAUAUGACACUUAUUGAUGUCCUUCCCUUGCUGAGCUUCAAAGCCAACGGUUUUAUUAAAAUGUCAAACACAAGCAAAGAAAACCUCUUCUUGGAUGGAAAACUAGAUUAUGAUGGCGUCCUGUCCAAGCUUAACGGCGUUUUUCAGGUCAAUCAGGAUUGGGUAAACGCACUUGGCAUCAAAUACCUAACACUUAGAAACCUUCAUGCAAGAUUUUCACUUCCAACUGGCCCAUCAAAUUCAGAAACUAAACAUGUACUGAAUACAAGAGGUGAUCUAUAUUUUGGUGCUGGUUGCCCGCAAUUUAACAAGUCGCCAACAAAGGCGAGCUGUAUCACUGGUCARGUGUUUCUUGGUCUUUCGCAAGACAUCAGUCAACAUUAUUUUUAUGGCAARUUAGGACCUGUCAAUCUWAAGCAACUWUUUGCGGCGUAUGGUUAUGAUGUCAAACUACCUCAUGCAGUCGAAACAAUAGGAUUUCCAAAAGGUCUAAAG
This is a messenger RNA of Exaiptasia diaphana, 3196 nucleotides long. RefSeq lists its product as uncharacterized. The annotation marks the transcript as partial. The record is from RefSeq and is a predicted model, not a curated record. Gene Ontology annotation, molecular function: protein binding. Lineage: Eukaryota; Metazoa; Cnidaria; Anthozoa; Actiniaria; Aiptasiidae. The transcript is spliced from 14 exons.